UUUAGCUGUCAGAUACGUGGCCGUAGUUUUUUAAUGUUUCCCUAAUGUAUUCAAUAAAUUAAAUAUUACUUGAGAGUGUAUGUUUCAAUUACUAUAAAAUUUAUAUAACUUCUUAACGAAAUGGGUCUGUGUAAGUGUCCUAAAAGGAGAGUAACCAAUCAGUUUUGUUUUGAACAUAGGGUUUGUGUUUGUGAAAAUUGUAUGGUAACAAAUCAUCCAAUUUGCAUUGUUCAGUCUUAUCUUCAAUGGUUACAAGACAGUGACUACAAUUCUAUCUGCGAGAUUUGCAACAAAGAAUUGAAUGUCGAAGAUAGUAUAAGAUUAACUUGUUACCAUGUCUUUCAUUGGUCCUGUUUGGACCACUUUUCAAGGCAACUACCACCUACUACGGCACCUAGGGGUUACACAUGUCCAUCAUGUAAAAGUCCUUUAUUUCCCCCUUCAAAUUUAAUUAGCCCUGUGGCUGAUGUCCUUAAAGAAAAAUUGGCAGGAGUCAAUUGGGCUAGGGCAGGAUUAGGAUUACCACUGCUGUCUGAGGAAAGAGAAGUGAAGGCUGCAGUGAACCAUACAGUGACAUCACUGGCAAGCCCCAGACUGACACCCAGUCCACCCCAUUCUGUGGUCAAUGUAGAUGAGCAUGGCGCAUUUAAUAGAAACUCGACUGAAGCGUAUCAGGGAUCGUCCAGUCGACGUGUGUUUCAAGACAUCCGAGAUAUUAAACCCACGACUUUCGAUCACGAUGACGAUAAAUACAAGAGGCGUCCCGUAACUGAACUAAUUGGCACUUGGUGGAAAAUAACUUUUGGAGCACCACUGAGGGCAAGGGGAGGCGGCUCAAUUUAUAGGCGAUAUUGUUUAUUAGGCACAUUAAUAAUUUUAGGUAUUAUAUUUUUCUUAUAUACAAUGUCCAAACUUGGAAGAUAUUCAACUGAAAACGAUCCCACUUUUGAUGUAGAGAGCAAUCCAUUUGUGAGAAACUUGUAAAAUCACAAUUUUUAAAUUUUAAGUUUAAUGAAAUUAAUAAAUUAUGUACAGAAUUUUGUAAAAUAUAUGUAAUAUAAUCACAAAUAAAAUUGCUUUAAAAAUCAA
Messenger RNA from Aethina tumida (small hive beetle), 1089 nucleotides. Its product is annotated as zinc finger protein-like 1. The record is from RefSeq and is a predicted model, not a curated record. Lineage: Eukaryota; Metazoa; Arthropoda; Insecta; Coleoptera; Nitidulidae. The transcript has 5 exons. The coding region runs from base 121 to 984 and encodes 287 amino acids. Gene Ontology annotation, cellular component: Golgi apparatus.